Molecule: messenger RNA, 793 nt
Organism: Microplitis mediator
Lineage: Eukaryota; Metazoa; Arthropoda; Insecta; Hymenoptera; Braconidae
Product: gamma-glutamylcyclotransferase-like
Exons: 4
Coding region: 121-666 (181 amino acids)
Molecular function (GO): gamma-glutamylcyclotransferase activity
Source: RefSeq, a predicted model, not a curated record
AUUAUUGUUUUUUCAUACAUAUGAGUUAAGCUAUAAAAUUGGUCAUAGUAGAUAGUAAAGUUUUACAAACAGUACAGUAUUAAAUAUUUAAAGCGCUAAUAAUUUGAAAUAAUUUUAAAUAUGAAUACUAAUAUACUAGCGAUAUAUUACUUUGCUUAUGGAUCGAAUAUGCUCGAUUGUAGGUUUAAACUUAAUGUACCUGGUGCUGAGGUAGUAGACAUUGGACGUUUAGAGAAUCAUAGGCUUGAUUUCUACGGAUAUGGAAAAUCCUGGAAUGGAUCAGAUGCAACAAUUGUUGAAGCUCGUGAUUCUCAAGUUUGGGGUGUGAUCUGGAGUAUGCCUAAAAAUAAAGUAGCCGAUUUGGAUCGAGAAGUCGUACACGUCGACUUAUACAAAGUGAUUGUGAUUGAAGUUACAAGUCUUAGCGGUAAAGUUUAUCAAUGCCGUAGCUAUAAAGCAGCUGAAGAUCCUAAGCUAGUUGUUAAGCUCGAUCAAUUACCAGACGAUCGAUUGCCUUCUUCAUUAUACAUGCAGGUUUUGAUAAAAGGCGCUCAAGAUCACCAUUUACCACAGGAUUAUAUAAAAUUUAUGAAAACUAUAAGACACAAUAAUAUUACUGAUGUCUACCCUGAAGGAUUCGAGACAUGUGACUUAACUGGUCAUUAGAUGUCCUUCCGAUUCCAAAAAUUAUUAGUAAUUUUAGACCAUUAAUUUUAUUUACGUAAAUGACAGCUCUGACUUUGUGAUUAAGUUUUAUAAAAAUUAGUGUUAAUGAUAAAUAGUAUUUGUAGUU